Molecule: messenger RNA, 1140 nt
Organism: Fusarium subglutinans
Lineage: Eukaryota; Fungi; Ascomycota; Sordariomycetes; Hypocreales; Nectriaceae
Product: heterokaryon incompatibility 6 OR allele
Exons: 4
Coding region: 1-1140 (379 amino acids)
Source: RefSeq, a predicted model, not a curated record
AUGCAGGAGCUCUCUCUGGCCCCGCGGUUGACGCUUAUGUCUAGAGAUGCUGAACUGAGCUGGGAUGUUCUGAAGAACCUCUUCAAAGACGAGCCAUACUUGAACGCGUUCCACAUGGGCAUAUUCGUCUCCAUCAAGCUGAUUGAGUACCAACGUCGGCUCAUGUCACAAGGCAAAGGCAAGGGGUCCAAGCUCAUGGAUGUGCUGGUCGACUAUAAGACGUCAGUGCCAGAAUUGUAUCAACAGGCCACAGUCGCCCUGAUCAACCUUGCCGGACACUUGGAUAUUCUUUGCCAAGAACGCCCAGAAGGGCCCACGGCACUGCGGUGCGUUGAUCGGAAAGAGGAACAGCGGCAUAAGCUGCUAUCUUGGGUGGCUGAGUACGAUGGCAAGCGUCGGCAAUGCGUACCGAUGCUCUUUGCCCCGCGCGACAUGUUCAACGCUGGAAUCAAGAACUGUGAGACCCCAUGCCGACUUAUCGACCCCAAAAAAGAUAUCCUCGUCACGAAGGGCACCUUUCUUGGAACAGUCGUGCCUGUUCUCCAGGAAGACAAAAGCCUUGGGGCUUUCGAUGCCAUGAACCUGUACCCUGGCAGGGAAGCCCUUGAGCGACCCCAAGGACAUCUGUAUGCCCCGAAGCUCGGCGGUAAAGAGACAACAACAACAGGUGAGACUGCCAUCCGCGCAUUCUGGCGAACGAUGAUUGAGCGGCUGGAUGUUGAGACCCAAGAGGAGUUGAAGGAUGGUAGGAGCUCGCUCCAGACAUACCGUCUGCACUUUGGCAACAGAUACUCGAGAUCUGCAUUUAGUUAUCAGCCCGCCGAUGACGAAGACCUCGCCAAACUUGACAUCGAGGGUCAAAUCUCACACCAUUACAGCUCUAGUGGCUUCAUGUUCGCGGUCACGGAUAAUGGGCUCUUCCUAGCAACGCGAUUUGCUGCGAAGGAGGGUGAUAUCGUGGCUGUCCUCGAUGGUGGAAAGGUACCCUUGGCGUUACGCAAGGUUGAAUCUAGAGAUGGCGUGAAGGGGGACUUGUAUAUGGUCGUUGGCUCGACCUACGUGCACGGCUUCAUGGAUGGUGAGGCAGAGGUUGGUGUGACCGAAAGUUGGUUGGAGAAGCGGGAGAUUCUGAUCGCGUAA